AUGUACAUCCCAACACCCGCAGAUUACGACCACCCAGGGCUGAAUAACAGCUUCCUCAUAAACACAUACGAUUCCAAAGCGAUGCUCUACAACGACAGAUCGGUACUAGAAAACCACCAUCUAGCCUCGGCGUUCCGCGUUAUGAACCUACCGGAGAACAACUUCUUGGUUAACUUGUCGAAAAACGACUACAGGAGCGUACGAGAAGCUGUCAUCGACAUGGUGCUUGCUACGGAUCUAUCGCAACACUUCCCACUCAUCUCGCUCUUCAGAUCGAAAGUUCAAGGGAACUUCCAGCCUUUAGAACUACGCGACGACCGGCACCUCCUCUGGAAGAUCCUUAUCAAAUGCGCCGACGUGUCCAACCCGAGCAAAUCCUACGGUCUGUACGAAAAAUGGGUGCGGGUCAUCCUCCAAGAGUUUUUCUUGCAGGGCGAUCUCGAGAAGGAGAUGGGACUGCCCGUGUCGCCGUUUAUGGAUCGCGAGUCGUUGAACGUCCCCAGCAGUCAGAGCGGAUUCAUUGAGUUUGUGGUGUUCCCGUUGUUCGAGGCGUUUGAUGUCUUUGCGACCAUUCCGUCGAUAAUGAAUGAUUUGACCAAGAAUAGGGACUUCUGGUAA
Messenger RNA from Fimicolochytrium jonesii, 618 nucleotides. RefSeq lists its product as uncharacterized. NCBI's taxonomy places the organism in Eukaryota, Fungi, Chytridiomycota, Chytridiomycetes, Spizellomycetales, Powellomycetaceae. Gene Ontology annotation, molecular function: 3',5'-cyclic-nucleotide phosphodiesterase activity. Gene Ontology annotation, biological process: signal transduction. The record is from RefSeq and is a predicted model, not a curated record. The transcript has 2 exons. Bases 1 to 618 code for a protein of 205 amino acids.